GUUGGUUGAUCCUGCUCCCACCCCUGUGUUGGCCGCGAGGGGUGGGCACGCCUCUCCUCCACACCGGUUACCCUGGGGAUCCCGGCGCUCCACGCGCCCCGAGAGCGGCGGGGCCCUCUCCGGCGGGCUCCUACGGCGGCAGCGUGGGCGUGAGCCAGCGCACGGCGCAGCACCCGUGGCUGACGCGGCUGCUGGCAGGGGCGCUGUGCGCGGAGAUGCCGGACUUCCCGUUCACCUCCAUACAGCUGAACUAUAACUACGCCUCGCGCCCGCACGUCGACAAGAACAACCUCGGGGCGAGCGUCAUAGUCGGGUUCGGCGACUACGACGGCGGCGAGCUGUGGGUGCACGACGCCGAGGGCGACGAGGAGCUCGUGCUCGGAGGCG
Prorocentrum cordatum is the source of this 387-nucleotide messenger RNA. The record is from the annotation of a GenBank genome assembly. NCBI's taxonomy places the organism in Eukaryota, Dinophyceae, Prorocentrales, Prorocentraceae.